AAAAAAAAAAAAAAAAGAAAAGAUUAUUUCAACCACCUUAAUCCAGGGAUCUUUAGCGGCCAAUUAAAGGCUUUGGUCAAUUCUAAGCAUUGCACUUACUGUAUUGCAGACCCAUGGCUUCCUAUCCAUUUCUUGAUAAAAACAGCAGAAUUUGUAGAGAAAAAACGUGCAAAGUUUGUUUUCUGUGGGACCUCAUUUAUCUGUAGUAUAAUGUCCUUUGCCUCUUUUAAGAAUUUAACAUACAAGUCUUUCUUAAGCCACGCCUUCAAUAGAACUAUUAUUAAGCAGCUUCAGUUCUCAUUUUUAGAAUCCACCACCAUUUACUUUAGUUCAUUUUGCAUGUCCUGGAAUUGGACCUUUUUUAUAGAUUAGAAGAAAAAAUUAACUGAAGUAUUAAGAUAUAACAUACACACAUCCAUUUUUUAAAAAUAAGGCCAAGAAAUUCUAUGACGUCAGGGAGUUUGAGACUGCUGAUCAGUCAAGCUGUUACCAUCCCCAGGGGACAGAAUGCAAAGGAGAUAAAGAUCUCAGUGGUUUGUCCUCACCUUCUGGGAAACAAAUGCUCAAAUUUAGCUUAUCUAAUCCUGGGAUUGACUAUUUUAAAAAAUAUAAACUCCAAUAUAUAAAAUCAUUUCUCAUUCCUUUUCACAGGUUAUCCUAUACACCUCAGAUGGAGCUUUUUUUUUUUUUCCUUGACUGAAGAAGUUUUACCUUUUGGUGGGAAUUACUUCAAGUAAAUAUCAUCUAACAAACUGUCUCACUUCCUUUAGUUUAUUUCAUUCUCUUAAGAAUUCUACUAUUAUGGGUCGGCUAGGUACUGAGUGUGCCAGGCUCUACAGAGUGAGGACUUCAGUCCAAGGUCAUGGCAAAAUAUCUGAAGUUCAUUGCCAGGACUGUGAUGGCACAGGAAGGGAACGUGGAAAGCGUAAACAGAAACCUAAACAGAAUCCUCACUAUGGAUGGGUUCACUGAGGACAUAAAGCAUUGGCGGUAUUAUGAGAAGUCAUGCCUCCUGCAACAGAGGGAAAGCUAUGAAAGGUGUCGGCAAAUCUACAACAUGGAAGUGGCUUGCAAGAUCAACUUCUUGAUGCAAAAGAAUUGGGUAGAUCCAUGGCAGGGUUGCUGAGGCCUGUGGGACACCCAGUGUGAAACCCUCAUCCAGUUUUGUCUCAGUUUUCUUUGUACAAUCCCAUUUCCUAUUACUGUUCUCUAUAAUAAACUCAAACACGUUUGCAAGAAGGCCUCCACAUAUAGACACA
Molecule: messenger RNA, 1259 nt
Organism: Sapajus apella (tufted capuchin)
Lineage: Eukaryota; Metazoa; Chordata; Mammalia; Primates; Cebidae
Product: 28S ribosomal protein S21, mitochondrial-like
Exons: 1
Coding region: 863-1126 (87 amino acids)
Biological process (GO): translation
Cellular component (GO): ribosome
Molecular function (GO): structural constituent of ribosome
Source: RefSeq, a predicted model, not a curated record